AUGAAGCCAGCUAAUAAUAGCCUUCGCAACGCUCCAAAGCCAGCAAAUGGUAGUCCUCGCAACGUUCCAAAGCCCACCAAUGUAACAGGACACGCUAAAAGCCAAGUAGUCAGACUGCGAAUCCUUGCAAUAGAUGUUGCGACCACGAUUCCUCCAAAAGUUCAGGACAUUUUGAAGAACACAAACUAUACCGAUGUGAAGCAACUUCUGAACAACAGUCGACGGAUCAUAGUUGGAUCAGAGGUUCAUCACAACAGGCCCUAUAUGGUGUAUCUAAAACUACCCGCUAACAAUCCGAAAUACAAAGACUACCGUCGCUGGCUCUGUGGAGGGGUAAUCGUACAUGAAGAGUACAUUCUGACGUCAGCAGCCUGCAUUGAAGACGCUAAGCAUUUCUAUGUUGUUUCUGGAACUUAUAGACACAAUGAAAGAGACGAUCGCUAUAGCAAUGCGUGUAUCAAAAAUGGAGCAAAGAAAGCAAUAUGGAAAUGUAUUCCAAGAAAUUACGUUUUUGACGGUCACGAAAACGACAACAUCAGAUGGAUGAACAACGAUAUCGCCGUCGUUAAAGUAGAAGAUGAAUUCGACUUCACCCGACGCGUCAGAGGCUGCGAUUUCAUCCCGCGACCAAUAUGCUAUAACAACGAAAGUUCUAAACUGGAGAACCCUGGCACUGUUGCUUCAAUUGCUGGAUGGGGAAGCACUGAGAAGUAUAAUGAUUGGUCAAGUCCUCAACAAGACCUUCUAGAUACGACAGUCCGUAUAAUAUCAAAGAACCGCUGCAAACGUCGAUGGGGUCGCCGAUAUCACAACAUCAUCGAUAACUACAUGAUCUGUUCAAAGGAUCUUGUCCCAGACUUGAGCGAGAUUUGUGCGGAGAAAUAUGUGGAUUGCACCGAUAUAAUGUACUCAGAGGAAUCUGGCGAAGAUGCACGACGAGUUUUAGCCCCUACAAACUUAGUCCUACAUUCUGCUCAUAACGACUCCUCUAGACGGCAGGCCGGGCCUGGCAGUGGAGGUUUCUGUGAGAAUGACCACGGAGGGCCUUUAGUAUACGGCGAUGGCGUAAACUCUGUAGUUAUUGGUAUCAUCUCCGCUUGCCUCGUCAAAGAGCGGACUAACAAGUGCUACGGACCUUUCCUAUACACUAGCGUCUAUAAAAACCGGGUGCUCAUCAACUGUGCCAUUUAUAAGGACGUUGCGCAAGACUGCAACAAAUUGUUCCGAUCGAGUAUAACACAUACAGAAGUUGAGAUGAGUUGGGUGGAUCACCCUGAUGGGCCAUCGAAGAAUGAGAUAGCUAAAAUGAGGCGCAAACAAUCUGAAGGAAAUUCAACGAAUGAAGGUCAUUUGCAGAAGGUAGCUUUGGAUAAAGCAGAACAGCAUGAAGGGGUUAUAGUCAGAGCGUUUACAGGACAACCUGAGGAGACAAGUACUAAAGCGAAUACUACGAAUGUAUAAUAAACUCUAA
Messenger RNA from Ostrinia furnacalis (Asian corn borer), 1471 nucleotides. RefSeq lists its product as uncharacterized. Gene Ontology annotation, biological process: proteolysis. Bases 1 to 1461 code for a protein of 486 amino acids. NCBI's taxonomy places the organism in Eukaryota, Metazoa, Arthropoda, Insecta, Lepidoptera, Crambidae. Gene Ontology annotation, molecular function: serine-type endopeptidase activity. The record is from RefSeq and is a predicted model, not a curated record. The transcript has 10 exons.